Molecule: messenger RNA, 1527 nt
Organism: Toxotes jaculatrix (banded archerfish)
Lineage: Eukaryota; Metazoa; Chordata; Actinopteri; Toxotidae
Gene: insyn2ab
Product: inhibitory synaptic factor 2Ab
Exons: 3
Coding region: 1-1413 (470 amino acids)
Biological process (GO): inhibitory postsynaptic potential
Cellular component (GO): postsynaptic density
Source: RefSeq, a predicted model, not a curated record
AUGGUGAGCAAAGAGGACACCAAAUGUGUUGUUCUCUCAAAUUCAGAUGAAUCAGAUUCAGAGACAGGCCCAUCACACAGCCUUGAUACGCAGUCUGGACCAGAAACAGGCAAGCAGCAGGUGAAGAAGAGAAACAAGGCCUUACAAGUGCGUUUUAAGGAUAUCUGUGAAGCGCAGAAUGAGCAUCGGGGAAGACGCUCCAGAUCCAUUUCCUGUAAAGUGACACACAGAAAAUACAUGACCAUGCCUGCCAGACGCUCUAUUCCAAAUGUCACCAAGAGUACUGGUGUCCAGACCUCACCAGACCUCACUAAGCGAUACAAGACUUUCCCUUUUGAGAGAAAAAAAGGACAUACAUUUAAACAUACUGCUCUGGUGGAAGAUUACAGGGGACAAAACAAUGGAUUUUUGAGUGAUAUAAAGGCCGGAGGAGAGGACGGACAACCUAUCGGGGAGUCCUCCAAGUACAAGGGUAAGAUUGUGGGGCAGACAAAAGCAUUGCUUCACCACACUGAUGACAGCAGUGAUACAGAGGAUUUGCUUUCCAGUGCCAACUGUGUGGAUGGACCCUCGUGCCCAGACUCCUCACAUUUCUCAGAAGAGGGCCAUCCAAGUAGCCCUCCUUCCAAAAGUGAACAAGAGUACCAGGUUUGUGGGACAAGGACCAAACACAAAGGAUUACCCAAAGAAGGCAUGGAUGCUGGCACUUCCUCAAAGCGCCAGCUGGCUAACUCAGAGGACAGGUCAAAGGGUACAGGCCCUGUUGCGUGGAACUCUUUGACACAGGUGGAGUCUUUAGGAAGCCCCUCUGUGAGCUGUAAACGUAAAAAGGGCACACAGCUAAACGAACAGCAGUCACAGACACUUCCCCAUAGUGCCAAAUGUUCUGUAAAGUCACAAGGGCAGUGUCGGACAAGGCAUGUGUCUGCUUCCUCUAAACUCCAGCAAACAGUUGGGGGGGAUGAGGGCUUUCCUCCAGAACACACUGGAGCCCCAGGCAUGGGGAGCAGCCAGCAGAUAAUGCCCUUAUCUGGAGACAAGGAUAUCAAAGCACAGCUGCAGGCCAUGGAGAGCCUCAUCAGCUCGAGCCAGGAGACCAUCAAGGUCCUACUUGGAGUUAUUCAGGAGCUGGAGAAAGGUGAAGCACAGAGAGAGGGGCUCUCCUACCGAACAGGACAAGACACAGCGAAUUGUGACACUUGUCGAAACAGCGCGUGCAUCAUUUACAGUGUCGAGCUUGACUUCAAGCUGCAGGAGGACAAGCUACAGCCCCUGAUGAAGAGACUCUGCCCCCUGGAUAGCCAACAAUUCCCUGCUCUGCCUUACUCCAAUGAAGUGUUCACAUCCACCCCGAAACGCAAGUCCAAGACAGAGUCCAAAAAGCAUGCUCGUUGGAAACUCUGGUUCCUUUGAAUAAAACAUGAAGGCUUUGGAAACUGCCUUUUUAUUGGGCACAUUAAUACCCGUUAUUCUCGAAAAACGGAGGAAGGAAUAUUCAGAGGGAGUAAUCAACCCAUGAGAAUGGAU